AUGACUAAAUUAUUUAAUGACUCAGAUUCGCAUUUUGUUGAAAAAUGCACUCUUUCAUAUCUUACCCGAUCUAGUUCCACAAUUUCAACCAUCUCAACUUCUUCCCAUAUCCCAUCUAGUUCUACCGCUUCAACUGUCGUAACUUUCCAUAUGCAGUCUGUUCCACUUCGAUUGAGCAAAGAUCACCUUAAUCAAGCCAGGGACCGUUUACUUGCAUAUCAAGAAGAAAAAUAUGAAUCCAAAGAUCUUAUUGUGGGACCAAAUAGUUACUACACUGCUGAUCUUACGCAAGAUUUUCCUAAAGCUCCAAUUGACCAAGGAUCUAAUUCGAAAGGGAAUGCAUAUCCAACAUUGAUUUUCGAAGUUGGCAACAGCAAUGAUGGUACAAUGGCAAUGUUUGCACUACACUACCUACACACAAAUCGAAAUAAUACAGUACCAGAUAUCAUUAUAUAUUUUGGCACGGCGCUUCUCCAUCCCUUAACAAUAAAUUUUCUUAUGAAAGUUGUGGGUGUUUCACCUGUUACCAUUACUGACUUUGGGUAUUCAGCAACUACUUGUAAUGCCCCUAAUAUUCCAGAUUAUCAAUUGCAUAAUCCUACCAUUGAACUUUUUAAUGUUUCUCCUGGUGGUUUUCCAGCUGGAGCAAUUAAUGUUCCUUCAUGUCCAAUCGGUAAUAAAGAUAUCGAAAUUAAUAGAGAGGAAUAUGGGCUCGCUUCAGGUGAAUGUGAUGUGUCACCUAAGGGAAAGGCUUCCCAACAAUAUAUCAUAACCAUAGCCGAUGAUGAAGAGGAAUUGGAAUUAUUGUAA
This is a messenger RNA of Diversispora eburnea, 810 nucleotides long. The record is from the annotation of a GenBank genome assembly. Lineage: Eukaryota; Fungi; Glomeromycota; Glomeromycetes; Diversisporales; Diversisporaceae.